Molecule: messenger RNA, 6160 nt
Organism: Hippoglossus stenolepis (Pacific halibut)
Lineage: Eukaryota; Metazoa; Chordata; Actinopteri; Pleuronectiformes; Pleuronectidae
Gene: zmat4a
Product: zinc finger, matrin-type 4a
Exons: 7
Coding region: 116-898 (260 amino acids)
Cellular component (GO): nucleus
Molecular function (GO): zinc ion binding; nucleic acid binding
Source: RefSeq, a predicted model, not a curated record
GCGCACAUUGUACUACAGUGUAGUGGCUGCUGCUGCUGCUGCUGCUGCUGCUGCUGCUGCCAACAGUGGACGCGUCUCACGCUCAAGUCUGCCGCUCUCCACCUUCCUCUGGUUAAUGGAUUAUACAGUUUCCCUCCAAGUGCAACACCAGCUGGCCGUGUUCCCGACACACUUCUGUCAGGGCUACAGUGUGGAGUUACAGAUGAAGUCAACAGAGGUGGACCAAGGGCUUUUCACAGACAGCUACUGCAAAGUGUGCAGCGCGCAGCUCAUCUCCGAGUCCCAGAGGGUCGCCCAUUAUGAGAGUCGGAAACACGCCAACAAAGUGCGGCUGUAUUACAUGCUACAUCCUGUGGAUGGAGGCUGCCCUGCCAAGAAGCUCAGAACAGACAAUGGCAGUGACGAGGGCGACGUGGACAAGAAUAAGUGCUGUACGCUGUGUAACAUGUCCUUCACCUCAGCAGUGGUGGCACAGUCACACUACCAGGGUAAAAUCCACGCCAAGAGGCUAAAGCUGCUACUGGGGGAGCAGCCCACCAUCACAACAAAAGAGGCGUCCCCCAGUCCUGUAAAGAGCUCCCCUGAAACGUCCCCCAUGACGUCCCCACGACAGCGCCGCGACUCAGACCGCUACUGCCAGCUAUGCAACGCCUGGUUCAACAACCCCGGCAUGGCUCAGCAACAUUAUGAUGGCAAAAAGCACAAGAAGAAUGCUGCCAGAGCAGACCUGCUGGAGCAGCUGGGCAAGACCCUGGACAUGGGAGAAAUGAAAGGUCUGAAGCGGAGCUACACCUGUGAAGUGUGCAGCGUCACACUGAACUCGGUGGCACAGUACCACGCACACCUGCAGGGCUCAAAGCACCAAAACAAUCUGAAGAAUCAGAUAUGUGUCCAGUGAGCGUGGGACAAAGAUGAAAAACCAACUACUGGAUUGAUGUCAGACAAGCUGUCGUCAGCUUGCCCUGCUUAUUCUGCCUCUGCCCCGCUUCUGCUCUCUCCACAUCAUCUCUCUCUCUCUCUUUCACUCUGUCUGUUUUGGCCGCCCCGACAACGAGGAAAAUAAAGAUUUUGUUUUUGUCACACUCCAGCACUGUAUCAACUCUCACCUGACAGUGUACAGUACCGUUUUGACAGUUUCUCCUCAUCGCUGGCCACUUUGAAACCAUUGACCCUUGACAUUCCACUGCAGCUGCACGCUGUGUUUUGGAUCCACUGACAUGACAGUGGCUCUGACACACGGCAGCCUUUCUAAACAUGCAUGGACUAAAUUAUACUCUUUCCACGGGGAUGCUAAGAGCUGUACGUGGAAUUUUGACUUGAGAAUAUGAGGGUUGUUUUCAACUGUUUUUGUUGAACAGUUGAAGUUGAACAUAUUUAUUUGAAAUUAAAAGAAAAAGACACACAGAUGUACAUUACAGUACUGUAUAUUAUUUAGCAUUGUGGGCUUUGGCUAUGAGAACACGAUUCUCGUUGCCCUCAGAUUCUGUAUGGCACACACAGUGCAACUUAACUUUAAUGCUUUUAUUGCAUACAUGCUUGCAGUGGAGCUAAAUCCCCUUACUGCUGAAAGGGGUUGAUGGCAAUAAUGACACUGGUUGGCCUCUUUCUGUACAGUCUGUUGAAAUGGUUUUAUCUUCUAUUGGCAGUGCUGAACAUUAAAUGACUUCUGUGGCUCUUGUAGUGCUUUAAGGAGACCAGCGGAACUGAUUAGCGACAUCAGCGUCUACACAGGACCAGCAAAUAGUUUUUUUAAACUUCAAAGGAAUAAUUCUGGCCUAUUACAAUUAGGCUUUUAUUUUGAAUGUUGGCUAUCAUUCCUAUUGUUAAAAACUCACCAAAUAAAUGUGUGAGCUCUGGGAACACAGUAAGAUCACUAAAGGAAGUCCAAUGGGGCGAAAAAGACAAGCAGUCCGAUGAUCCAACAGGUUGUGAGCAAAACACCUAAGUAAUCCAAGCCAAUGUGGAAGAGGAAAGUAAAUCAAGCUAAGUCAAGUCAGAUUUAUUUAUAUAGAUAUAAAAACAACAGGAGUUGACCCAAAGUGUUUACAAUCAUGGCUAAGUGAGGCGAACUAUGAAAUAUUACUCCAUCCAUGCACUCAUUCAUGUUUUGGAUGUGUCCAGGAGCAACAAGCCAAAUGGCCCAGAUAUCCUUCUCAACAUCCCCUAGUCCCCCAGGUCGACCUGUGGAAUUCUAAGCCCUUCCCGAGAUUCAAACUGAAGGGGUUUCCAGUCCAAGGCCCUUCUGAAUGUCUGGGAGAUGUUCAUCUCCCAGACAGAUGUUUAUUUCUGAAUAAAGCUGGAAUUAUUUUCAGGGGACAUACACGACUUUGCAAAACUAAGCAAAGAAAGGUGUCAUGAUAAUUCACCACCCAUGCUUGCAGAGGUGCACACCUGUGCAUCAGCCAAAAAGAAAACAAGUUUGAAAGUUGCACAAAUCAAAAGUACAAAUAGAAACAAACCAGCCUCAUGAUCAUCUCUGAUAUGGUCCCUGCUGUUAACGUUCAUUUAUUUACAGCCUGCAAAAGCUGAUUGAAACCAGCAAGUCCAGAUUCCCUGUUUAGGACAAAUCUUGGACAGUUUUUGACCAUAGUGGUUCUGGUCAGGUGUUUAAAAAAGAGCUCAGCUUCCACCGUACCACGACUUUCUAAUACAGCGUCUGCAUUCCUGCCUCGAUCGCAAGUUACACCCAGCCUAAAGGGAGCAGUUCUUUGUUUAACACCGUGACCAACCCUCAUCACCCAGCGUGCACUGGAGGUCGCAGCCUAAUGUCGCAAAACAGAACUGAACAAUCUGCACACAGUAUAGAUGCAGUCCUGAAGGCCUCACUCAUUAGUUUGUCAGAUGGUCAAACAAUGAAACCCUCUCCCUCCACAACUCUUCUACAUCUGCAUUGGUGGAUCCGCUCCUGACAUUUAACUUUCCUAGCUUUACGAAACAAACAAUCCAACAAUCAUGCUCACUUUAAGCAGCAAUUGGCCAUGUGUGUGGAGCUGAGUCAAGAUGGACAGACAUUGUGGGACUUUAAUUCCACCCAUGUGCCAUUCGGUGACGAAACGUCCCAAAAAAGAGGCAUCUGCAAUUUGACUGGAAGAUUUGUGUUAAGCUGAAUGCAAACAUUUUAGGAUACUAUAUUCCUAUUCCUGUACAUUCCUAUUACUGUACUGUAAAAAAAACCUUUAUCUCCUUCCGAUUCUUUCUUGCUGUGCAAAUACUUCUAGCCACAAACCACACACUUUUUACUGCUGCGUUUUUCCAUGUUGCCCGGACACAGUGAGGUUAAAAAUGGAUGAGACUAUUUGACUAGCCGUCAGGAGCAUCUGAUAGCUACUUUCUCUCCCCUUGUACACUGCACGACAAGCGACACAUGGCGAAGCUGAAAAUCAGUCCAUCUCAAAAAUGAGUCGCACCACUUAUAUCAAAAUUGGACUCAAAUUGCACAGUGUAUGCCCACUUUAAGUUUGGCUUGGACUUGCUUACCAUUUCAAUAGUUUUAGCUAUUGGCUCAUUAAAAACAAGUCUGACGGAUCAAGUUUCUUGUCCCUGUUUAGUCAUUGCUCCAUGCUCCCAGAUCUCAGCAGUUUGGUGAAGACAUUGUGACGAUAACCAACAUAAAUGAUUCCGAACGCUACAAAUAUGAAACUCCAGCUGAAUUAAACCAAGAUGUGAUAUGGUUUGAUUAGUUCCACAAAUUAGAAAAGAAAAUAGAAAAUAAUUUUUCUAAAAGCUUCAUAUACAGUCCACUGUAUGGGAUCAGUGUUAAAGGCUUGGAAAUAUUCCCUCUGGUUAAGAUGCUUUCAUUUCAGUAUGGUCUUCAUCUCAGGGAGGUAUAACUGGUUGCUUCAGUGAAAUUUAACAGUGCUGUUGAGAAUCUAACAGUCACACGUACUGAAUCCAUUCCACUAUGGAGCCUUGUAGAAUGUGUUGGUAGAUAAUGGAGUGAACCAUAAGUGUGAUGGUUUCACAAAAAGAGUCUUGGUAUUGUAGAGUGUAUUAAAGGGUAAUUCAGCUUUAUAUACCCUAUCAGUGAAAAGUGUUACAACACCUCUAUUUGCAAAUAAUUCCUACAGGUUCCCCAACUUUAAUGGUGACUUACUUAGUGAAACAUGUCCUCUGAUACAUGAAAAGGAUAACACAUCCUAUAGCAACAUAAUGAAGCAGCACACAGUUUCACAUGAUGGAAGAGCAGCUCAGUCUCCAGACCUAAGGUCUUUGCACACUGAGUCAAUAUGUUUCUUAUGCAACGAUAGAAAUUGAGUCUGAUGCGUUCUGUUAUUCUAUUGGUUUCAAGAAUUCGCAGUAGGAGAUAAAAUGGAGUGGGUCAGUGAGGACGAUUUUGUUGUGCUCUCACUUAUUGAAAGAAGAAGAAAAACAUCCAAUCCUGAGAAGCCUUCAGGAAGAAGGAGAGUUUCAUCUUCUGAUCAAGGAGCUGAGAAAUCAUCCAGAUUGCUUCCAAGUCUAUUUCGGGAUGUCAGUGGUCCGGUUUGGUAUUUUACCAGGACUGACAUCACACAUUAAAAAGAAAAAAAGAAAUUCCUGGGAUCCAAUUGAUCCUGAACAGCUCAAACUCUCUAGAACAACUUUGACAGACGCAAAAAAAAAGGCAACAAAUCAAUCAUGUUCCAAAAUCUUGAUGAUGGAUGAAAAUGCAAACUUGAUGUGCAAAGAUCUUUAAACCCCAAGGAGCGAGAGAAAUCCUCCUUCGGAGCCGGAGAGCCCCUGUCCUCCACCGUUUUACCUACACAUGUGCCUGUUCCAGACCCACUGAGAGAAGGAAACUGAGCCUUCCUUUUAACAUCAUCGAAGCUGAAAAUUUAAUUCUGCACUCUAUAAUACACAAAUAAAUCAGAAUCAGAAAUAUCAGAAAUACUUUAUUGAUCCCAGGGGGGAAUUGUGUGCCAUAAUAGUAUAGUAAUAAUAUAAAACAGCUGUAAGCAGCACUCUGUAUCUCCACUCAGAUUUCCAUGGCUGUGUGUGCCCAAUGAAGUUCAAACAAGAGCUCUUUAAGUUUAUGAUUCCUUUAAAAAAACACACAAUCAGUAUAAAGUAAAAAAACUAACAUAUUUAUAUAUAUAUCGGUGUGUGGGUGUAGGCAUACAGCUGUUCAUGAUUAAAGUUUAUUAUGAAGGCAUGCAGCUGUUUCAACUUAAACAAGGGCUCUCCGGCUCUGCAGGUUGAUGAUAUUGCAAGGAGCUUCAAGUGCGAAACAUUUGUUGGAACAUCUGUUACAGUUUGGGGUCAAACUUUCCAACCAAUGUUUGAUUUAUUGUCGAAAGAAAAUCAUGACUGUUUAGCUGCUGGAUUUAAGAUUACAUAAUUCCAUUUUCCAAACAUUUCCAAUUGUUUACUUGCUCUGUAACAUUCAUAAACACAAUUAUGAAAAUCUAAAUAACAGCUGGAGAAUUGAGGUGUUCUAACCCGUUUGACUGGUAUUGUAUAUAGAUAUAUACAGUAUAUAUCUUAUUCAAAGCUUAUGUAGCAUUCUUCUUUCUUACAUGUCACGUUAAGAAAUUAAAGAUGUCGACUUUAAAGCCAGUGUUGUAUAACCGAGAACAUGAGGACAAUUAUAAAUUCUGCAUAUCUUACUGUUGUUGAUCAGAUACAUUUGUAAUUGCUAUCUGUUUACAAUAUAGCUGAUUUACUGUCAUUGUCAGUGCUGUGUGAGAUGCAGAACUGUAUUAACUCAAAAUGUAGCUUUGACUCACAUUGUCGAAGCGUUUUAUUUUGCAGAGACGUCUAAAAGUUUAUCGACAGGGGAAAUCACUGGAACAUAAAGCUGGAGGGAAAAUAAAUAAAUCCUCAUCGUGGACAGAAAACAGACUGCUGCUGGCUCAUGUCAGAGCUGCCAGCUGAUGUGAGAGACGCCACCACUGACGACAUUAACGAGAAUUUAUAGAAAUGUGUUUUUUAAAUAUUGCAAAAUAAGACAUGCACGUAUGAUUUGUUAUUGCAAGUCAAAAAAAAAAACUCAAAAAAAAACUUCACUGAAUUGCUUUGCUCAGCCUGAGUGAAAACAUUGCUAUCCAGACACUUUGCUUUGGAUGAGUCAUGUCUCCUUCAUCACAGGACGUCCACCUGUCAUUCAUACGCCCUCUAGUCCCUUUGUGCUCUGGGUUAUGUGCUCUAUUGUGUCUAAGAAAAGAAUUAAAGACACUUGCAACCA